Molecule: messenger RNA, 300 nt
Organism: Nerophis lumbriciformis (worm pipefish)
Lineage: Eukaryota; Metazoa; Chordata; Actinopteri; Syngnathiformes; Syngnathidae
Source: RefSeq, a predicted model, not a curated record
AUGGCGAUGAACAUUUUACGGGUCUCCCUACGACCCAACAUCAGGAAUGCUGCGUUGUUGGGUCGUAACAAUACAUCGAAAACAUCAUAUCUAAACAGGACGACGCAAACUAGAAAUGCGGUUUCUUCGUCGUCAGGAGCAAUCCUACCGAAACCUGAUAAAACACCCUUUGGUCUCAUCCGCAUGACUGCAGUGGUUGUGCCAUUCCUAUAUGUGGGAACUCUGAUCAGCAAGAACUUUGCCGCUCUCUUGGAGGAGCACGAUAUCUUCGUCCCUGAGGAUGACGACGACGAUGACUGA